AAGUUCUCAGUGUGAGUUCUCUGUCUGGUUGAGUUUCUGUACAAUUCAUUUGCCAUUCUAAGUUUUCGUUAUCCAUUUGGAGAAAAAUCAAAAGAAUAAAAAAUAUAGAAAAGCGCUUAUAGAUAUCUACAUUAAAAAUGUCUGAUCGCAAGGCCGUAAUCAAGAACGCUGACAUGAGCGAGGAGAUGCAGCAGGACUCCGUGGACUGUGCCACCCAGGCUCUCGAGAAGUACAACAUCGAGAAGGACAUUGCGGCCUACAUCAAGAAGGAGUUCGACAAGAAAUACAAUCCCACCUGGCACUGCAUUGUGGGUCGCAAUUUUGGCUCAUAUGUGACCCACGAGACGCGCCACUUCAUCUACUUUUACCUGGGCCAGGUGGCGAUUUUACUGUUCAAGAGCGGUUAGAGCCUCGUCAAGAUGGAGCAAGUGAUGGUGAAGAUGCCUUCUCUAGGAGCAACAACAGCAGCAACAAGAACAACACGUACAUAGACACGGACACUGAGAGGAAGAGGUGCAGGAUCAGUUGGAGUGGAGCAGGUUGCAGCAUCAAACAAGAGCAAUAAAAACAAGUGUUAACAUCAA
This is a messenger RNA of Drosophila serrata, 584 nucleotides long. Its product is annotated as dynein light chain 1, cytoplasmic pseudogene. The record is from RefSeq and is a predicted model, not a curated record. Lineage: Eukaryota; Metazoa; Arthropoda; Insecta; Diptera; Drosophilidae.